Rhizoctonia solani is the source of this 2181-nucleotide messenger RNA. RefSeq lists its product as uncharacterized. Gene Ontology annotation, biological process: apoptotic process; negative regulation of toll-like receptor 9 signaling pathway. The record is from RefSeq and is a predicted model, not a curated record. The transcript has 7 exons. The coding region runs from base 1 to 2181 and encodes 726 amino acids. NCBI's taxonomy places the organism in Eukaryota, Fungi, Basidiomycota, Agaricomycetes, Cantharellales, Ceratobasidiaceae.
AUGCCAUCGCCAAGCAAACUUAUCGCGCCUCUCAAAGACGCUGUGAAGCGCAAUAAAGGCGACAGCGGCAGGCCAACCGGAAGCUUAGGCUCGCCCCCAGCACUGCCGCCGGAACAAGAACCUUAUAUCGCCAGGGAUUACGUCACAAUUCCCUCACCAUCGCAGGAAGCGGCGCUCCGAGCAGCCCCAGCUACGCAACCGAUUCCAGCCACAUCAACCGAUAAAGUAGAUCCUUCUGCUGGACCACAAGAGCCCAAAACGGCCACACACCCAUUGGAUGUGCAGAGUGACCUUGCUUCGGUGUACACUUCAAGAUAUGCCGACAGAAUUGAACCCGAAUCCGAAGAUGACGAAGGUGAACAAGAGUUGACCGACACUCAACUAAGACGACUCUAUGAUGAUGAGGAGAUUGAGCGUUUCCUUACUCUUGUGACUGAAGUCACAAUAGCGCCAUCCGUAAGCAGUGGAAAUCACAGGAAGACUGCUGUGCUGCGUUCGAGCGGCCAAGGCGAACAAGGCCUGGAGGUCGAUGUUUAUAGCGUUGAUGAUUCGGAUACAGAAACCGAUAUCGACGAGCCUUGGACAUACUUCUACUCAUCUGAUGCACAAAGCGCAACGAAUACGCCUCCCACAACGCCUGGGCGAACCUCACCUGUAGGAGCGCAACCUCGCCUACACCUAUCUCCUACACCCACAUACCUUUCUGCUCGCGUUGCAGCUUGGAUAAUGCAAAGAUUGCCUAUUACGCCAGUCCCUCCAUCCCACAAGUUUAAACUGUCUACUUUCCGGCUCGCAGGGCAAAGAAUCUACGUUGGGACUUACCCGUUCUACGCCCCCUUCUUUGCCGAUCUUACUAGACUUGCAACCUGGUCUGACUGGAACCGGAGUGCGCGCGUGUGUACUAUCUGGUGGAUUUUUUGGUAUUUUAAUCUAUUGCUCCCUGCGCUGUUCGGAAAACUUUUGGUCUCGUUAAUGAGACGUCGGGUGAUGCCAUAUCCCAGCCUGAAGUCUCUGCGAGAACGGCGUCGAUUAGCUCGCGGAGCGGAGGAAAUAGGUGACGCGGUAGAAAGCCAGGGCGCGGCAGCUAGCUUCUUUGGUACGAAGGGUGUGCCUGGUAUGGGCCAAGGAGGAGGCGACAUGGGAAUGCGAGAGAUGCUUAAGAUGACCAGAGCUAUAAUCAAAGGAAAGAGUAAGAAAGGGAAAGAAAAAGUCAAGGACGCGGGAAGUCAUGCCGCAACUCAAAUGGGGCUGACUUUGGAAGACGAGGAGGAAGAUGGCUUACAGCAGCAACUAGAGGAAGAAGAUUGGCGAACCUCUGCUUUGAAAAUGAUGGAAGAUAUAGCAGACUUCCACGAGCGAGUACGAAACUUAUGGCUAUGGCGUCGCGAACAAUCGUCCCGCAUAUACGCGUUGGUUUUGACUGUGGUAUUUCUGUUCAUCACAUUUACCCCGGCACAAAUCCUUGCAAAGACAACGUACGCCGUGGUUGGAUUUUUUUAUUGGUUUGCUAUCCCGGUUCUAUUGGCUAUGCCCCCCGAGGCUCGUAGUCGAAUUCCUCCCCCUCUCUUUGACGUCCCCACAGAUGCGGAGUAUGCGAUGAGCUUGAUGAGCAUUCGAGUAGCUAAAGGUGAAAGCAUUGUGCCUGCUUCUCUUAGCGGUGGCAGAGAACACGGCAGAGCGCGCAGGUUUAUUGCCAAUAUGAACGCAAGCUCUAGCGCAACAAAAAACCCAGCUCGCGGAGUAGAAUGGAAUGUUUCAAACCCCGAUCAAGACGUGGGCAGUAUACGCCGAGAGGCUGAAGAAAAGGAGAGCGUAGUCAAUAGCGAGCGAGCUGCAACCGCAAGAGAUAUCAAAACCACUGGAAAUGAGGCAGUAUCACUUGAUACUGGGUCGCCAGCAGAGGUCGGUACGUUGGCCAGGCUCAAGAGUAGUAUCGAAGCCAGUACCACAGACCUAUUGGGGAACAACAAGGAUGAUUCAACCGAAUCGUUACAAGGCAUUGGUGCCCCUCAAACCGUACCCGCUAACCACAAGGCGACACCCGGAAUGCUAAAUCUCGACUCGGAAGGGAUCAAAUUCACUCCCCUUUUGACAAGUAAGCCCCGCGUACAGGUUUCGCUUGAACGCGUUCAAGGAGUGAAAAAGACGGGCCACACAAGUACGUACCCAGUUUGGUCUUAA